AUGGCCGUCGCCUCGUCAUCCAAGCACGCACCCGCACCUGGGCCAGGCAAGCGCCGCAAGACAUUCCCCGAGGACUCUGGCGUGUCGCACCUUCUCGCGCUCUCCCAAUCCAUCACAGAAGCCAAGGACUCCCAGCUCCAGCAGCGAGUCGACAGCAACAAGGCCAAGGUGCAAGCCCAAGCGGCGAGAAAGCAGCAGCAGGCGGAAAGCAAGAAGGCGAAAAGCACGGCGGCAGAGGCAACCAAACCAAAAGGAAAGACCAAGGCCGAGAUCAAGGCUGAGCUGAAGAAGGCGCUGCGGGAGAAGGCGAGGUUGCGCAAGGGGAGGAGGAAGGAUGCGAGGAAAGAGGAGACGGGAGAGAAGGGCGAGGUCAAGGUCAAGGAGGUGAAGAAGCCGAGGAAAAGCGUCUCUUUUGCCCUAGCAUAG
Molecule: messenger RNA, 426 nt
Organism: Kalmanozyma brasiliensis GHG001
Lineage: Eukaryota; Fungi; Basidiomycota; Ustilaginomycetes; Ustilaginales
Exons: 1
Coding region: 1-426 (141 amino acids)
Source: RefSeq, a predicted model, not a curated record